CUUAGGAUUGCGUUGAGGCGCAUCAUUCAUGAUUCCCAGGUCGCGGUGACUUGGCUCCUCAGUGUUGCUGAUGCUUCUAUGGAAAUGCCAAUGUUCACAGAUGCGAAAUGUCGAGCCCUGCGAAGCGGAGGAAGCUGAACGACGGCAACAAACAGCCCUCCAAAGGACUGGAGUAUUUCUUUUCCAAGCAGAAGCAAAAUGGCGCAACCUCCAAUUCCGAAUCUAAGCCUAGCGCGCAGCGCCAAGAGGCAAUUGCGACAGAAGAGCAAGAAUUGACCGAUAAAGAGCUUGCUAGGAAGCUUCAGGUCGAAUGGAAUCGACAAGAUACCGAGCCGGGAGACCAGGGCGCAUCUGCAUCUGUCGCAGAAGAUCGAUCGGUACCACCUCGUGAUGAAUUUCCCAGUGCAAAAGCACAGGAAGCCCUGUCGCAACCAAAAGCUCCAGAAUCCAAGGGCAACAGAACACUCUCGCUGCAAUCGGUUGCAGCGUCCGUAGACACGGUCUCACAAUCGAUACCAUUCGACGAGAGUCCGCUGACAUUUGAUCCGAGCAAAUACGUAUAUCAGCUCAAGGACCACUGGGCUACAGAGGACGGCCAUGCAUCAUACGCGCUGCUAACAAGGUGCUUUGUGCUGGUCAGUGGCACCCAAAGUCGUAUCAAGAUUGUAGACACAUUGGUCAACUGUCUACGAUUGCUCAUAGAGUGUGACUCCGAUAGCCUUCUGCCCGCUGUAUGGCUGGCCACAAACUCAAUCUCGCCCCCCUAUAUAUCUCUUGAACUCGGUCUCGGUGGCUCAGCUAUCUUCAAGGCCUUGAAACAGGUUUGCGGACUGGACAACAGGUCGCUCAAAGCCAUCUACGAUAAACAUGGCGAUGCGGGUGAUGUGGCAUUUGAGGCGAAAAAGAAACAAAGUUUCAAGCUUCGCAAGCCGAAACCUUUGACCAUUCAGGGCGUCUACCAGUCGCUGGUCAAGAUCGCCAAUAGCCAAGGGCAAGGGAGUGGAGAGGCAAAGCAGCGCAUUGUCGAUAGAUUAAUGCAGGAUGCGCGAGGUGGAGAGGAGAGCCGGUAUAUUGUGCGGACGCUAUGCCAGCAUCUCCGAAUUGGUGCCGUCAAGACUACUAUGCUCAUUGCUCUCUCUAGAGCAUUUCAGCUCUCUCGACCCCCCGGGGCCGAAUUUCCUCUGAGGUCUGUGAAGGACCUAGCGGCACUGAAGAAGGAGGAACUGGCAGAGGUGUGGAGCAAAGCAGAAGAAAUCGUUAAGGCUUGCUUUGCACGGCGGCCUAAUUAUAACGAUCUUAUCCCCGUGAUGCUCGAGAUAGGGGUCUGUGACGAACUACUGAUACGCAGCGGGCUUACUAUGCACAUACCGCUCAGACCCAUGCUGGGGGGCAUCACCAGGGACCUAUCCGAGAUGCUUACCAAGCUUCAGGGUAGAGAUUUUGCAUGCGAAUACAAGUAUGACGGCCAAAGAGCACAGAUUCACUGCGAUCAUAAAGGCAAAGUUUCAAUAUUUUCGCGGCAUCUCGAGGUCAUGACGGACAAGUAUCCGGACCUGGUACGGCUGGUACCCAAGAUCCGUGGCGAGGGGGUUGGUAGUUUUAUCAUGGAAGGCGAAGUGGUCGCGGUGGACCGUCAGACGGGCGGUUUGAAAAACUUCCAGACAUUGACGAAUCGCGCGAGGAAGGAUGUAGCGAUUGGAAGCAUCACCAUUGACGUGUGUCUCUUCGCGUUCGAUCUGAUGUAUCUCAAUGGCCAACCACUACUCGACCGACCGUUCAGGGAGCGAAGGGAAUUGCUGAAGUCGCUGUUUAUUGAGGUCCCCCACUACUUCACCUGGGUAAAAAGCCUCGAUGCCACGUCUCAGGACUCGGACGCUGUACUCGAGUUCUUCAAGUCAGCCACGGAAUGCAAAUGCGAAGGCCUCAUGGUCAAAAUACUCGACAACCUGCCGGACCUUCCCGCACCCAAUAACCAUGAAGAAACCGAGCCAGCACCUCAGCAACCUGGAGCAACACCCAAGGCGAAAGGCAAAUCCAAAGCCAAGGCCAAAAACAGCGACACGACCACGAAACCUUCCUCUCGCCGAAAAGCUCUCCUCGCCACCUACGAACCCGACAAACGCCUCGACUCCUGGCUCAAAGUCAAGAAAGACUACUCGUCCUCCUUCGACACGCUGGACCUCGUCCCUGUCGCAGGCUGGCAUGGCCAAGGCCGAAAAGCGAAGUGGUGGUCGCCCAUUCUGCUCGCUGUGCGGAACGAAGAGACGGGGACGCUCGAGGCCGUGUGUAAAUGCAUCAGCGGAUUUACAGAUGCUUUUUAUAAGGCGAAUCGGAAGUUUUACGAUGUUGGGUCAGGUGGCCAGGAAGGGGAUGAGCAAGGGGUUGAGGAUGAGGCGGAAGAAGGCGAAGGGAAUGAUGGUGGCGGUCGGUAUAAGAAUAUCCGCAAGACAAAGCCUAGCUUUGUCGAGUACGCGGGGCACCCGGACGUGUGGUUCGAGCCGCAGGAAGUCUGGGAGAUGGCCUUUGCAGAUAUUACGCUGUCGCCAACAUAUACUGCUGCCGUUGGACUAGUUAGUGAGGAUCGCGGGCUUAGUCUACGGUUCCCCCGCUUCCUCAAGAAACGGGAUGAUAAGGGCAUUGAAGAGGCGAGUAGCAGUGAAUUCCUUGCCGGACUUUGGCGAAAGCAGGAGGCGCAAGCUCCUACGCCAUCGCUCAAGGAGGUCGAUGAGGAGGAUGAGGAGGCUUAGAGCAUUGCUUCAUUGAGGCAUAUAUACCCCUUCCAAUUAAUUGA
Messenger RNA from Pseudomassariella vexata, 2791 nucleotides. Its product is annotated as DNA ligase I. Gene Ontology annotation, molecular function: DNA ligase (ATP) activity; ATP binding; DNA binding. The record is from RefSeq and is a predicted model, not a curated record. Lineage: Eukaryota; Fungi; Ascomycota; Sordariomycetes; Amphisphaeriales; Pseudomassariaceae. The transcript is spliced from 2 exons. Gene Ontology annotation, biological process: lagging strand elongation; double-strand break repair via alternative nonhomologous end joining; DNA recombination. The coding region runs from base 108 to 2747 and encodes 879 amino acids. Gene Ontology annotation, cellular component: DNA ligase III-XRCC1 complex.